Molecule: messenger RNA, 5007 nt
Organism: Alligator mississippiensis (American alligator)
Lineage: Eukaryota; Metazoa; Chordata; Crocodylia; Alligatoridae
Gene: TOPBP1
Product: DNA topoisomerase II binding protein 1
Exons: 28
Coding region: 386-4930 (1514 amino acids)
Biological process (GO): DNA replication initiation; mitotic G2 DNA damage checkpoint signaling; mitotic DNA replication checkpoint signaling
Source: RefSeq, a predicted model, not a curated record
GGGUCGGAAUUCUUGGGUUUUAGCAAAUCCUGUCUGUGGGUUGUCUGUUUAUUGCCAGCUGCUCUUAGCUUUUCGGAUAGGGUGGGAUACAGCUUUUCCUUGCUUUUAGGGUUCUGUAUGUGCGAAUUCUCUCUUAUGUGAUGUCCCUUUUUAUACCAAAAAUCUGUUAUACACGAGGUAAAUUCACUCGUAGGUGAUCGCUGUGGUGGAAGCCCACAGUCAGCUGCUUUGUGUGGUGCAUUGUGGGAGUGACACGCACCAAAAUAUAGUCUCCUGUGUAGAUAUGAGCUUCUCGCUUGUUGUCUGCAAUAUGUUUCUGUAGUUGCCAUCACUAUUAUGGUAAUUUUCACCACCACCCUGUGCUUGUGUGUAAUGUUGUUAAAGGAUGAAAAGUGACAAGGAGCCUUUUUUUGUGAAAUUUAUAAAGUCUUCUGGAAAUUCUGAAUAUUUUUUUAAAGCUCUUGAGUCCAUAAAAGAAUUUCAGUCAGAAGAAUAUCUCCAGAUUCUUGAAGAAGCAGCUGCACUUGAUAUAAAAGAGAAUGACCAGUCCCUUUAUAUCUGUGACCCAUUUAGUGGCAUUGUUUUUAAUCAUCUCAAAAAGCUUGGCUGUAGAAUCGUUGGACCACAGGUAGUCAUAUUUUGCAUGCAGCACCAGCGGUGUGUCCCUAGAGCUGAAUAUCCUGUUUAUAAUAUGGCUAUGGCUGAUAUAACAAUAUCCUGUACCAGCCUUGAAAAAGAAAUUAGGGAAGAAGUUCAUAAGUAUGUUCAGUUGAUGGGUGGCCAUGUAUACAAAGAUCUCAAUGUGUCUGUAACUCAUCUUAUAGCUGGAGAAGUUGGCAGCAAGAAAUAUUUAGUAGCUGCUACACUGAAGAAACCGAUUUUGCUCCCCUCUUGGGUAAAAGCGUUAUGGGAGAAGUCUCAACAAGGUAUGACAAGUUGUAAAGACCUCAACAUGGAAGACUUCAUCUGUCCUUUGUUUCGUGGCUGUACUAUCUGCGUAACUGGUUUAAGCAGCUUGGAUAGGAAGGAGGUCCAGCAUCUUGCUACCAAACAUGGUGGUCAAUACACAGGGCAGCUCAAAAUGAAUGAAUGCACUCACCUCAUUGUUCAAGAGCCAAAAGGCCAGAAAUAUGAAUGUGCCAAAAAAUGGAAUGUGCACUGUGUCCCCAUCCAGUGGUUUUUUGAGAGCAUUGAGAGAGGCUUCUGUCAAAAUGAAUUGAUGUAUAAGGUAGAGCUUGGACCAAAACAAGAUGAUACACCCAGUACUUCAACACCUACUAACCAAGCCAGCAAACCUGACAGUCGUACACUUUCAGAUGUCAGCCAUAUUUCCAAUAUUAGUUUGAGUGGCAUUAAUGAAACAGCCUUUAGUUCUGCUAUGAACAGCAAGCUGGAUCCUCCUCCUGAUGACCUGGAAAAUUUGGAUAUCAGUUCUUUUGAAAGCCAUGAAGAUUUACUAGAUGGAUGUCGGAUUUAUCUUUGUGGCUUCAGUGGCAGGAAGUUAGAUAAGAUGAGAAGGCUUAUUAAUAAUGGUGGUGGUGUUCGAUUUAAUCAGCUCAAUGAAGAUGUCUCCCAUGUCAUUUUGGGUGAAUAUGAUGAUGAAUUGAAACAGUUUUUGAACAAGACAACUCACAGGCCUCAUGUAGUGACAGCAAAAUGGCUGCUGGAAUCUUUUCGUAAAGGUCACCUACUUCCCGUGGAACAGUACAUUCCUGCAAACUACCAGCCAAUAGAAAAUCCAAUUUUGGGGCAACCUGGAAUUAAGCCAGCUCUUCCCAAAAGCAGUAAUCUCUCAAAGAAGGAAACUGUGAGCCUUGUACAGUACCAGGAAGCAGAUGAAGAUGACCUCCUCUCUCAAUAUAUAAAUAAUGAUUCCACAUUAGUUGAAAAUGAAAAGCUUGACUCUGGCAAAUUGAGUGAUACCAACGUCCAAGAAGAGAACCAGUCGUCUGUCUAUCAUGGGUCCAUGGCAGAGACUUCUACAGGGAUUGAAGGAGGCUUAUUCAACAGAAAAAGCUUCCUUCUUUUGGGUUUUGGUGAAGAGGAUGAGUCGUACAUUGCAGAUCUUAUAAAGGAGAACUCUGGGAAAGUGCUUUCUCUUCAGAGCAGAGUGAUUGCUGACUAUGCUGUGGUUCCUUUACUAGGAUGCAAUGUGGAUUCAACUGUAGGAGAUGUUGUUACAAAUACAUGGCUGUUUGUGUGUGUGGAACAGCAGCUCCUUUUAAACCCCCUUUCCAACCCACUUUUCACACCAGUACCAGUAAUGGAAGGAUGCACUCCUCUGGAAGACUGUGUUCUUUCUUUUAGCCAGUUCAUUGGUGCAGAGAGAGACUCCCUGGUGUACUUGGCAGGUCUGCUAGGAGCAAGAGUCCAAGAAUUCUUUGUGCGCAGAUCUAAUCCAAAGAAAGGAAUGUUAGCUAGCACCCAUCUUGUGGCAAAAGAACCAGAUGGAUCUAAGUAUGAAGCUGCAAAGAAGUGGGACUUGCCUGCAAUCACUAUGGCUUGGCUCUUGCAAUCUGCAAGGAUGGGAAAGAAAGCGGAUGAGAGCAAGUUUUUGGUUGAAAACAUAGACACUGAAGAUAAAGAGAGUUUCAUAACUCAGCCUUCCAAAGCAGAGGCAGCUCCCGUGACUUUGCUAGGAUGGUCUGAUGCCUCUAGUCUCCUUGAAACCAGGAACAAAACAGCUGUGACUCCUCUUGAUAUGAAUCGGUUCCAGAGUAAAGCUUUCCAAGCUGUAAUCUCUCAUCAUAUUGGGAAAAAGCCAUCCCCUCCAGCAGAAGGAAGACCACUCCAGAAAGAACCGUCUUUACACCUUGACACACCAUCCAAAUUUCUUUCCAGAGACAAGCUCUUCAAGCCUUCAUUUGAUGUCAAGGAUGCCUUGGCAGCUUUGGAAACUCCAGGGGGUCCCGACCAGAGAAAUAGAAAACAGAGUACUCCUCUCUCUGAAGUCAUUGGCAGGAACUUGAAACUGGCUCUGGCAAACAGUACACGUUAUACAACAGCUCUUUCUGCCAGCCCUCAGCUGAGGGCUGCACAAACAGAAGUGGAAGAAGAACCCAAACCUUUGGCUGAUGUAGUUAUAUGUGUUAGUAAAAAACUAAGUAAGAAGCAGAGUGAACUGAAUUCUAUUGCAGCUUCUGUUGGAGCAGAUUACAGGUGGUGCUUUGAUGAAACAGUAACUCACUUCAUCUACCAGGGGCGACAAAAUGACAGCAACAAGGAGUACAAGUCUGUUAAAGAAAAGGGCAUACACAUUGUUUCAGAGCAUUGGCUUUUAGAGAGCGCACAAGAAAAUAAACGGCUUCCUGAAUCCCUGUUUCCUCACACCUACAAUCCCAAAAUGAGCCUGGAUAUUAGUGCAGUACAAGAUGACAGGCUCUCCUCCGGUCGGUUUUCAUCAACUGGAAAAAUGGGAAAGGAGAACGAGGAUGUUUUGUUGGAUGAAGAUAACCCAGGAAAUGAAACUACAGAUCAGACAAAAGAAGUAUUCAUGGAAGAGGAAGAGCAAAUUGCAGCAAAUGAACCUAAAGGAGUUUUAACCCAGACAUUGGAAAUGAGAGAGAACUUUCAAAAACAACUACAAGAAAUCAUGUCUGCCACAUCAAUAGUGAAACCACAAGGACAAAGAGGAUCCCUGUCCAGGAACAGUUUUGACAAUUCUCCUAGCACACCUGAUAGCACACGAUCUAUGCGUAAUGGCCGUAGUAGAGUUUUGGAAGCUCUCAGGCAAUCCCGGCAAGCAGUGAUGGACAUGAAUACAGAACCAUCACAAAAUGAACAGAUUAUCUGGGAUGACCCCACUGCAAGAGAGGAGAGAGCAAGGCUUGUCAGCAAUUUGCAGUGGCCCAACAGUCCUUCCCAGUGCUCUGAACAAAUUCAAACUAAUGUAAAUAAUACGGAUGAGCCCCCUGUCAGGAAGCCCUUAACUGAAAUGGAAACUGCUGAUUCAGCUGUCCGUGAUGUUGAGAAUGCAGGCAUAACUGAAGUCUCAAGGAGCCGAGGGGUCAGAACUCCAGAAACCCCUGUACAAGAUGAUCAUUUGAUCCCCACACCACAAGCCCCAAGCAUUGCCUUCCCACUAGCUAACCCUCCUGUGGCUCCACAGCCCAAAGAAGAGGUUGUUAUAGCAGAUGAGGUUGAAGAACCAGAAAAGCAGCGUAAAUUCCAGCUGUCUUCUCUUAAUCCUCAAGAGCGAUUUGACUACUGUCAUCUGAUUGAAGAACUAGGUGGGAUAGUGCUGGAGAAGCAGUGUUUUGAUCCAAGUUGUACACACACUGUUGUGGGACAUCCUCUUCGAAACGAAAAAUUCUUGGCCUCAAUGGCAGCUGGGAAAUGGGUCCUUCACCGUUCUUACCUAGAAGCAUGCAGAGCAGCCAGGUGCUUUGUACAGGAGGAAGAUUAUGAAUGGGGAAGCAACUCCAUACUCGAUGUAUUACCUGGAAUCAACAUAAACCAGAAGAAACUAGCACUUGCAGCUAUGAGAUGGAGGAAAAACAUCCAUAAAAGGAAGCAAGAAACUGGCAUCGCUGAGGGGGCAUUCAGUGGCUGGAAAGUGAUUUUGAAUGUUGACAAAGCCAAGGAAGCAGGGUUCAAGCGUCUUCUUCAGUCAGGCGGUGCAAAGGUGUUUCCAGGUCAUUCUUCAGCUUUGUUUAAAGAAGCUACUCACCUUUUUGCUGACUUCAGCAAACUGAAACCAGAUGAUUCCAGAGUUAGUGCUGUGGAUGCUGCAGCCCAAGGAGUGAACUGUUUGAAACCUGAAUACAUUGCUGACUACCUUAUACAGGAGCCUUCUCCUCCAAUGGAUUGCUACUGUCUGCCAGAAGCUGUUCCUUACCUACAAAAUAGUAGAGAGCCUGGAAUCAGAUCAUCACAGAAGAGAAAAGCACCUGGAGAAACAAGCAGUGUCAAAAGAUCCAGAAUCUACUAAGCAGAAUCUGUCUUACUGUCCUAUUUAUGUUUUGCCCCUACCUUGUUAAGAAAAUUAAAAUUUUUAUUUUAGUUUCA